Messenger RNA from Sclerotinia sclerotiorum 1980 UF-70, 1164 nucleotides. RefSeq lists its product as hypothetical. Gene Ontology annotation, molecular function: dihydroorotase activity. Gene Ontology annotation, biological process: pyrimidine nucleotide biosynthetic process; 'de novo' pyrimidine nucleobase biosynthetic process. NCBI's taxonomy places the organism in Eukaryota, Fungi, Ascomycota, Leotiomycetes, Helotiales, Sclerotiniaceae. The record is from RefSeq and is a predicted model, not a curated record. Gene Ontology annotation, cellular component: cytoplasm. The coding region runs from base 1 to 1164 and encodes 387 amino acids. The transcript has 4 exons.
AUGUCAAUCCAAUCUAAAUUCGACGGGUUAGAAAUCCCUGCUGCGGCUGAUUUUCAUGUUCAUCUUAGAGAUGGGAAGAUGAUGGAGACGGUUGUUCCGACUAUUAGGUUGGGCGGUGUGGAUACUGUCUACGUAAUGCCUAACCUCGUCCCACCCAUCACCACAGUAUCAGCAGCUCUAGCCUACAAAGACCGUCUCCUUGCCAUCGAACCUAAAGUCAAUUAUCUCAUGACUCUUUACCUACACGAAAGCAUCACACCCGAAACAGUUCGAGAAGCUAAAAAGGCUGGAAUCGUUGGAAUUAAAAGUUACCCCGCUGGCGUAACAACCAACUCCUCCUCCGGCGUCCUCUCCUAUGAACCCUUUUAUCCCGUCUUCGCCGCCAUGCAAGAAGAAGGAAUAAUCCUCAAUCUCCACGGCGAAUGUCCCUCCGACCACAAAAAAGACAUCACGAUCCUCAACGCCGAAGCCUCCUUCCUCCCCACCCUCAAAUCACUACACUCUAAAUUCCCCACCUUAAAAAUCGUCCUCGAACACUGCACCACAGCCGCCGCCAUCCAAGCCGUCAAAGACUGCGGCCCCAACGUCGUCGGAACAAUAACCGCGCAUCAUCUCUUCCUAACCAUCGACCAAUGGGCCGACGACGCAUUUCAUUUCUGCAAACCCGUCGCGAAAUUACCAAGUGAUCGAUCGGCGCUGCUACUCGCUGCGACUUCGCUUUCUGAUAAGUUUUUCCUGGGCACGGAUAGUGCUCCCCAUGAUAUAGGUGCGAAGAAGGGGGGGAGUGGGAAGACGGCUGCGGGGGUGUUUACCCAGGCGCAUGCGGUGGGUCAUGUGCUUACGGCUUGGGAGAUGGGCGUUGAGAUGGGCGUUUUGAGGUGUGAGGAUAUUACGGUGGAAGUUUUAGAGGGGUUUUUGGGGAAGAGGGGGAGGAGGUUUUAUGGGAUUGGGGAGGAGGCGAAGGAGGGAAAUGGUGAGGGUGAGGGUGAGAAGAUUAUUUUGAGGAAGGGGGAGGAGAUUGUAAGGGCGAGUUUUAAGGGGGAGGGGGUCGAGAUUGUACCGUUUUGGAGGGGUCAGAAGAUUUGGAGUGUCCAGUGGAAAGAAAAGGGAGGCCAUUUUGGAAUAUCAAUACUCUUGAGAAUAUCUCCAAUCAUCCUCGCUUAA